Messenger RNA from Ilex paraguariensis (yerba mate), 701 nucleotides. NCBI's taxonomy places the organism in Eukaryota, Viridiplantae, Streptophyta, Magnoliopsida, Aquifoliales, Aquifoliaceae. The record is from the annotation of a GenBank genome assembly.
UGAAGUGUGUCGUGGAGCUACGCAUACCAGACAUCAUACACUCCCAUGGUCGCCCAAUGACCUUAACCCAAAUCGCCAUUGAAAUUGGUUCUACUUCUCCCUCACUGGACAUCAACUGUCUGGCUCGCAUCAUGAGAUUCUUAGUCCACAAACAAGUGUUCUACGAAAUGUCUCAACCCCAUAACGGAGAGUCUUUGUAUAGAUUGAACCAGUCCUCUAACUAGCUGUUACAGGACGCCGAGCAGAGCUUGGUCCCCUUGGUGUUCAUGCGCAACCACCCGUUCAGUACGUCUCCCUUCCAGUGCCUUAGCCAGUGCGUGAAAGAGGGCGGCACUGCUUUCCAGAAGACCCAUGGCCGAGAGAUGUUUGAGUUUGCUUCUGUAAAUCCAGAGUUCAAUUUGCUGUUCCACCAAGGCAUGGCAUGUACAACCAAGAUCAUAACGAAGGCGAAGAUUUCAGAGUAUGGAGGAAUUUUUGAUUCGAUUGUAUCUUUGGUUGAUGUUGGGGGUGGGACUGGAGUUGUGGUGGCUGAGAUUGUGAAGGUGUAUACAUAUAUCCAAGGAAAAAACUUUGAUUUGCCUCAUGUAGUUGCUACUGCACCAGUGUACAACGGAGUAACCCAUGUUGGGGGUGAUAUGUUCAAGGCCAUUCCUCAGGCUGAUGCGAUCCUGAUGAAGGUAAAGUCUCUCUCCUGAUUAAAU